AUGCUCGAUAACGUUGUGAAGGAUAAAUACGGCUGCGUCAAUAAAAUUAGCAAUUUCGACAAAGACCUAAUGCUCCUCGUAAUUUUUGGCCUGAGAGGCUUCAAACAUGAAUUGGAGAGUCAAAUCGCCCUCAAGUGUGCCACUGAAUGCAGAGAAAAAAUAGCAGCGAUGGACCAUGUUCACGGAAUUGCUGCAGGAGUGACAACAGGCAAAUGCUAUUGUGGAGCAUUUGGCCAUACCCUUAGGAGGGAAUACACCGUCAUCGGUCUUGUGGUGAACAAAGCAGCCAGACUGAUGGUUGCCUAUCCAGAUAGAGUAACCUGCGAUCGCUCGACGUUCCUGCAUAGCAAACUCGAAUCUAGGAAUUUCAUCUUGCAAGAGUACAAAACUUUGAAGGGCAUUAUCAAUCCCGGACCCAUAUACGAGUUCAAGGGCGUAGAGAAGUUCCAGGAGACCACACUGUUCUUCAACCCCCUUCCGAUAUUGGGCAGGGAGCAAGAAAUAGAUUUGUUCAUUACCCUUCUGGAGAGAGCAGAGAGGCUAUCAGUUGAGAAGUCCCAAAAACAGUUCAACAAUAUGUUGAUUCUGCAAGGGGUUUACAGGCAGGGCAAAUCUAGGUUGUUAGAGGAACUGAUAUUUGUCACAGACCCAAAUAUUCCUGUUAACAGAUUCGCGGUUAAUGCAUUUGACUAUGAGAUGCCCUAUAGGACAAUUCAGCUACUUUUCCAAAGGUUCACCGAAAUCAUUCCUGAAAUGCCUGAACAUGAAAAACAACAGAAGAUAAAAGCUCGUCUCAGGAUGAGGCCGGAUGUGGAGCCUUUUUUAUGCUAUCUGAAUAUUGUUUUCAACGUUAACUUUCCGAUAACCGAAGAGUACAAACGACAAGACAAAAAGGGGAAAUACAAAAUGCUCCGAAACACUUUCAAAAUAUUUUGCCAGCAAGUUUUCAAAAUAUUUUGGUUGAUUGCCAUUGAUGACGCUGAGUACAUAGACGACGAAUCCUGGCUGCUAAUCGAUAUUCUGUUGGAUCUAAAUCUGGUGUUCAUUGUGGUCACUAUGGGUACCGAAAAAGAAAUAUCGGUUCUAGCCAUAAACGUGCUGAAGAAGAGUAGGAUAAAGUCUAUAGAGCUGAAAGGUAUAGAUAAGUGGUACCACGUUGGAUUAGCCUGUCAGAUGUUGAAUGUCGAUGGCAUUCCACCGGAAUUGGAGAAGACUAUACAAACAAAGAGUAAUGGAAACCCAGGAUGGAUCGAAAGUUUUCUGGUGAGCUUGAUGCAGUCUGGCGGCCUUUUUGUAUAUGAAAUGACAAGACAAAAUGCCUACGAUACAGGAAUAGUCAUUCCACCUUUAUAUAUGACAGUAAGAAUGUCCAAAGAAGAAAUGAAGCUGUGGGUGGAAAUCAUGGAAGAAAGGAACUUGAGCUCCAAAGAAAACAAGAUGACCAUCAGAUGGAAAAUGUUCAUCGACAGUUGCAGGGAGAGCUAUCCUGAUCUCACUGUGGCUCAAACGUUCAACGACAAGAUAAAAAAGAACCAGUUGAUCAAUAUCUGUACCCUGAACGAAAGUUUCAAUCUGGAGGACGUCGAUCCCGAGCUAGCCAUAGACGUAAUCAUCUUGAAAACAUUCGACGCCUUGACUUCAUAUGAGCAGUUGCUACUCAAAUGUAGUGCUAUCCUUGGAGACACUUUUCCGAGAGAUAUGCUCCUAUACAUAAUGUCUUCUUCGGCUAUAAGGCUUACUGCGCUAGCUGUGCAAAAACUCUUCGAGAUCAAUGUUUUGAGUUGCGCAAAAGGAAAUUUCAUAGAAGGGGGUUUGAGUUUCAAGGAGAGAUUGGUCAAUCCAAACGAAGACAUGUCCGUCAAAUGUGACUGUAAAGGAUUGAUCAUUGAUGAAACGUGUACAGACUUGCCGAAAUAUGCGUCUUGCGGCUACAUGCGUUUUCGUUCAUCUGAAUUCAGAGAAACAACGUACAAUCUCCUGACAGACAACCAGAAGAGAGAAUUCCAUGAGAGAGCCAUUAGGUACUUAGAGAAAGAGACUAGAAGGUGCAGAGCUUGUGGUAACGGGUACUUUGUGAGACAGAUGGGAGGCGGUCGUCUAGACAACACCCUCAGGAUCCUCAGGAGAAAAGAUAAGAAAAAAUCGGUUUCCACAGAAACUUCAAGCAUCGCAGAAAACUUCGGAGCCAACAAGUUGCUCCAAAGAGCUUCAUUCGUCAGCUUCGAGAGCUAUCAAUCCGGAAAGUCCAGAGAAUACUCACGUGGAACGAAUACGUUGUCUCUCUAUUCGAGCGGAUCUGGAGCCGAUUCAAUGAGCUUGCCUGACUCACAUCACUACUUUUCCAUGUCUAACGAUAUCGGAUUUACAACGAUACGAAAGCUCAAAGACAAUUACAACCUCAUAAGAACAUUUUCUACUACCGACUACACUCAAUGUACUUGUCCACUGGUUUUGAAUACUAUGUAUUCACAGCUAAUCGAGCACUGUAAGGGAGCUGGUCUCGUUGAGAAAAUCAUGAACGCCACCAUUGAAUAUUCGUACGUGUGUAUUGAAAAUAGAAAUAUCCCACAAACUAUAAAGGUCUUGGAAGAAGCGCUGCAACUUCUUGAUGGACCGAUGAAAGAGCAGGUGGAGCUCGACUGGAUGAUAGAACUGAAGAGGGGCAAGCUUUUCACGUUGCUGGGGAGUGCUCAUAUGGAAAUGAACGAUGACGAAACCUACACGUACCUGAUGAAGGCGCUCAAAUGCUACGGCGUUAACUUUCCGACGACGCGCUUCUUCAAGGCACUCAAGAAAGCUCAAAUGAAACUGAAGCACAUGCUACGAUUCUUCAUGACGAGAAGCGUAUUUUCGAGGAGGACCGACGACGACGUAUCCGAGUACUGCAACAACGUUUCGGAAUGUUUGGCGUUCCUCUGCAAGUUUUUCAUAAUCAAACACCGCUGGAAGGAAGCAGAAUUGGCUGCCAUGUGGAGCCUCAGCAAGGCCAUCGAAACUGAGACAGAUUUCGAAAAAAUAUGCAUGGCCUACGGAAAUUUGAUCUUCAUCACUUCAAAUCUCGGUCACAAUAGAAUGUGCAUCGCUCUGGAGGUAUUUGCGUUGAGAACAUGCCACAAGAAGAAAACGUAUGUCGAACUAGAAGAGCUCAAAGCUGUCUCAUUCUUGUACUUCACAAUCAGUCGUGGAAGGUUGAGAAGAGCUGAAAUUGAAAAAUUUUUGCACAUCGGUUACGUGGUUUGGCGACUUUCGACUUCUUCACAAAAUGAGAUGCUUGCCUUCAGAAUGUUGCCUCUCUUGGCACACGUGGUGCUUUUGAGAAGGCAGUUGCUAGAAUAUAACAACAUGCUUCAGGAGAUCCAGUAUUUGUUCGUUAACGAUACGGAUAACUCGCAAAUGGCAUGGUACUACGCCUUAUGUAUGGUAGUGUGUUUAGAAACAGGACUCAUAGUAGAACCAUAUUCAAAAUGCGUUAAGUUCAUGCAAGGCGAGGGUUUGGAACCAACUAUCAGAGACCCAGACGGGAAAAUGCGACUAAUCAUCUGUAUUUGGUUAUGGGAAGUAAGAAACAACAAUUGGGAAGCUUCUAUGGUGUGGCAGAAGGUAGCUUGGGAUUUCAAAAUACGGGAUGUAGGAGAUUCUGUUCAAAACUUCAUUACUGGCCUCUAUCUGAUCGAGGGCCUAAUUAUAUAUUUAGUAAACAAAAUGGAUAAAAAAAACUUGAAGGCAAUUGCCAGAACUAACGAACGACUGAUUGAGCUUUUCAAACAUUACGACAAGGGUUCGAAAUAUUGUCAAGUUGUUAUUCCUAGACUUUAUCAUAUGAAAGCCUAUUAUAGGAUUGCAAGGUACAACGAUUACAGGGGAGGCUUGAAACUUCUGAAAAUAGGCAAAAAAUAUGCGGAGAUGUAUCUCAAUGACUUAGAGUUGCUGUACAUGAAGCAUAGUGAAUUGGGUUGGUGUCGAAAGCUGUCUAGAGAAGAUUCAUCGUUUUGGAGAGAGCAUUCCGAUGAAGAAAACAAGUUGGACUUGAAUGAUAUAGAUCAACUAGAUAAAUAUAUUCCCUACACUUUACCUGUACCAAUUUAUAUUUAAUAAUAAAUAUAUGUAUCGAAAUCUA
Molecule: messenger RNA, 4117 nt
Organism: Leptinotarsa decemlineata (Colorado potato beetle)
Lineage: Eukaryota; Metazoa; Arthropoda; Insecta; Coleoptera; Chrysomelidae
Product: adenylate cyclase type 10
Biological process (GO): intracellular signal transduction; cyclic nucleotide biosynthetic process
Cellular component (GO): cytoplasm
Molecular function (GO): adenylate cyclase activity
Source: RefSeq, a predicted model, not a curated record